AAUCAAACGAAUCCUAAGAGUUUCCUGUGCGGCGUGAAGUAACAAAACUAAGAUAAGCUCGCGCUUGACCACCGUUCCUCAUUUUUGCCACUAAUAAUUCAGGAGUCAGGACAAGAGAGAGCACAGUGUAGCUUCUGGCUGCCGGUAUCGGGCUCCGCCUUGAUUUUUUACCGGUGCCCAUCCCUCAACCGACAACAUUACUCUCAACAGCCAGAUUUCCCUCUGGCUGCUUUUGCAAUAAAGCCCAUCCCGAGCUCGCAACUUCUUGUGUCAAAUUACGUAUUUGGCUUCCUGGUGUUCAACAAUAUCAUUGUUAAUCCGUUCUUGUUGGCAGGUUUUGCAUGUAAUGUACUUGUGUAGCUUCCUAAUUGGAUUAUGAACUGAUCACCUCCAAUUCUACCUGAAUAAUAUGGGCAGACAAAAUGCUUUCCUGUCUAAGGCCGUCGUCAUCAUCCAUAACAACCAGAAAUACCCAAUUUUCACAGUCAAGCAUGGACGGGAUUUCAGCUGCAAACACACCAAGGUCAAGUGACCAAGCCACUCCUUCCUCUGUCAACCUCACCCUAGAAUAUACCCUUGCCAUUCAAACCACUUCCUAUUGUGAAAUAUGGUCCAAGAUUCACUACAAAGUCUCAUCAUACCAUGAUGAUGAAGAGGAGGAACCACCACAAGUAGAUAUACAAGAGAUCCUUAAACCAAGUCAUGAAUGUGUCAAAGAUGCACUUUCCCAUAUUAGACCCAAUGACACCUUAAGCCAAUUUGUCAUCAACUACUUUGACCAUAGUGAACAAACGUUUCGGUUCUGUCUUUUCCUUGCACAGUGCAUCAAUCGCGCUCACCGCUUAUAUUCCCCUCUUCAUAAGCUCAUUGAUCUAUUUUCCAUAGAUCUGGAAAGCCUUACAAACUCUGCUCAUAGUAACAAGGUUGAGCCUAACUUAUCCCAAGCCCAAUGUGAGUGGGUAUUUGAUGCCUUCCAUGAGUUCGAGAAACUAGACAAUCCCUUCCCGGGCCCAGACUCCCAUAGCUUCAGCAAUAUGCAUAGCUCCUUCACUCAACUUAAGCAAUAUCUUGAUGUUCACCUGCAAAAGUCGCGCUCUAAGGUGCAACUUAUCCGUGGUGCCACCAAGGGCACUGCCAUAUGCUUAAUUGUAACUACUUUUGGGGUAGUCAUAACUGCCGUUUUUAUAGCUGCUCACGCUCUGAUUGCCUUGGUUGCUGCCCCAGUAUGCCCUCUUCUUAUCCCUUCCAAGAUGACUAAGGAAGAAAUGGUCCAUCUAGUACAACUCGAUGAUGCAGCAAAGGGUUUGUUUGUCCUUCACAAUCACCUGGAAACUGUUGAUUGUUUGGUGGCUCGUUUGCAUAAUGCGAUGGAGGACUAUAAGCGCCUUGUCCGUUUCGGGAUUGAAAGAGGAAAGGACAGUUAUCCAAUCCAAGAGGUCAUUUUUCAACUCCAAAAAAAACACAACAAUUUCCUAGAACAGUUGACUGGUCUUGAGGAACAUUUGUGCCUUUGUCUUGCUGCGAUAAACCGGGCCCGGUCUCUCCUCCUUAACUAUUUUCAUCUUCAUCAACAUCGUUCUUCAUAGUUUGUUUUAACACAUAACGGGCCUUCCAAAUGCUAAAGACACCUCUGUUGCCGACGAUAUUGUAUUGAUUGAUCAGACACAAUCGGGUAUUAAAACAAAGUUGGAAAUAUGACGACAAACAUUAGAGAACAAGAGUUUAAGAUUGAGUCGAAGCAAGACUAAGUACAUGGAGUGCAAGUUUGAUGGAGGUAGAAGCGGUGGUAAUAGCGAAAUUACUCUAGAUGGUGAGGAAAUAUUGAUUAGUGAUAUGUUCUGUUGGGAUCCAUAAUUCGGAAGGACGAUGAGUUAGAUGAAUAUGUAUCCCAUAGAAUCUUAACAAUGUGGAUGAUCUUACUCAUCAACUUAUUCAUCAACUUACCCCACCAUAAUUUCCCUCCUCUUUAUCUCUCCAACUGGAAGUAUCCAGUUACUGGAGAGGAUCCAAACUCAAUCUUUAUUAAGUUUUUGUACUCAAUUUUAUUCACCCCAUGUUAUUUUCGUUUGUUACAA
This is a messenger RNA of Cuscuta europaea, 2075 nucleotides long. NCBI's taxonomy places the organism in Eukaryota, Viridiplantae, Streptophyta, Magnoliopsida, Solanales, Convolvulaceae. The record is from the annotation of a GenBank genome assembly.